Molecule: messenger RNA, 828 nt
Organism: Penicillium riverlandense
Lineage: Eukaryota; Fungi; Ascomycota; Eurotiomycetes; Eurotiales; Aspergillaceae
Gene: cap2
Product: F-actin-capping protein subunit beta
Exons: 2
Coding region: 1-828 (275 amino acids)
Biological process (GO): actin cytoskeleton organization; barbed-end actin filament capping; cell morphogenesis
Cellular component (GO): cytoplasm; F-actin capping protein complex; actin cortical patch
Molecular function (GO): actin filament binding
Source: RefSeq, a predicted model, not a curated record
AUGCACCAUCCUUGCAUUCCAUCUCACUCCAAUCCGUCGACUACACACAUUCCCCAACUUGUCACCUCUCUCCGACCCCAAAUCCGACCCCGCCCUCUGUUGACAGCGACAAUUGAACUGACCAAAACACCCCCCAGUGAUCUCCUCCGGCGGCUGAACCCGCGCAAUACAAAGAAAAACCUCCAAGCCAUCACGUCCAUUGUCCCCGAUCUGACUGAAGACCUGCUCUCCUCCGUCGACCAGCCCCUCGAGACCCGCCGGUGCAAGCAGACGGGCCGCGACUACCUGCUCUGCGACUACAACCGUGACGGUGAUAGCUACCGGUCACCAUGGAGCAAUGAAUUCGAUCCCCCGCUGGACGACGGCACGGUCCCCAGUGAGCGGGUGCGCAAGCUGGAGGUUGCAGCAAACGAGGCGUUUGAUGUCUACCGGGAGCUUUAUUAUGAGGGGGGUGUAGGGAGUGUGUACUUUUGGGACCUGGAUGAUGGGUUUGCGGGAGUCAUUCUCCUAAAGAAGGGGGUCACGCCCGGUUCCCAGAGCUCUGGCGAAUGGGACAGUAUCCACGUCUUCGAGGCUACGGACCGCGCACGCAUGUCACACUACAAGCUCACCAGCACGGUUAUCCUGCACCUCUCCAACGAGAAUGAGAGGCUCGGCGAGAUGGACCUGAGCGGGAACAUGACCCGGCAGGUGGAGGCUGACCUGCCUGUUGAGUCGGAUGCCAGCCAUGUCGCGAAUGUGGGCAGACUGAUUGAGGAUAUGGAGCUGAGGAUGCGGAAUUUGCUUCGUACGUUUUUCAUACGUUUUUGCUGCCAUGUAUUUCGCUGA